CAAGACAUGGCGAUCGAAAUGUGAUGAUGCAUGGUUGGUCCGGUUGUCCCACAGGAUAGCAGACUUGAUGGAAUGGAGGGUGAGGAUAUAAAGGUCACUCUAUCUGGCCUUGUCGGAUGGAUGACAGCCUCGACCUUCAGACAGAUCCGGAGCUCUCUCCCUUGAAACAAACAUACAGAGUAACAGCAAAUCUAAAAACCUCCAUUGUACUUUCGAGACCUGCAUUCUCGUAGAAAAUCAUAUUCUAAAAAGCAAACGAGCACAAUGGUUUCCGCAAGCAUCCCCGCAGGCACAUCGCGCCUCCUCCUCGCAUGCUCGCACUUUAUGACGUGGGCUAGCUCUGCUAUCGUCGUUGGCAUCACUGGGUAUUUCCUCAAUGACUUUGACCACAACCAGCACCUUAUUUUCUGGAUCGUCAUUGCCGCCAUGACCCUCUGCUUCUGGCUCCCAUCGUUCGCUCUUCCAUUCAUGGGAAGUUAUAAGAACUGGUAUUUGCCAAUGAACUUCGUGUUUAGCUAUCUCUGGCUCACAUCCUUCAUCUUCGCGGCCCAAGACUACAACUGGCACGAAUGUGAAUUCAACUCACCAACCGAUACGAAGAAAUGCUCGCUGAAGAAGGCGAAUGAAGCCUUCUUCACCCUCUUGGGCCUGAUCGUAGAAACCUUGCGCUGGAAGGGCACCGAGACUUCAGCUGCUGAGCAUCCAGGCAAAGAGCGUGCAAGUGUGGAGACUGGUGCGACUGCGUAGACGCGUGGAGGAUGUAGGAAAUGGUAGGAAGGAGAAUAUAUGUAUGCUGCAUGAUGAAAGUUGUUAGGGUGGAGAGUGGGUCGUGUCUGUACUAUAAUGUUUAAUACUACCCGCACAGUUAUAAAGAUAAAGGUGACGAGUUGAUGCACUCAGAGUCCUCUAGU
Messenger RNA from Lindgomyces ingoldianus, 911 nucleotides. RefSeq lists its product as uncharacterized. Lineage: Eukaryota; Fungi; Ascomycota; Dothideomycetes; Pleosporales; Lindgomycetaceae. The transcript has 5 exons. The record is from RefSeq and is a predicted model, not a curated record. Gene Ontology annotation, cellular component: membrane. Bases 265 to 747 code for a protein of 160 amino acids.